Molecule: messenger RNA, 6063 nt
Organism: Saccharomycodes ludwigii
Lineage: Eukaryota; Fungi; Ascomycota; Saccharomycetes; Saccharomycodales; Saccharomycodaceae
Gene: LAA1
Product: AP-1 complex accessory protein LAA1
Exons: 1
Coding region: 1-6063 (2020 amino acids)
Biological process (GO): retrograde transport, endosome to Golgi; endocytosis; intracellular protein localization
Cellular component (GO): endocytic vesicle; membrane; Golgi apparatus
Source: RefSeq, a predicted model, not a curated record
AUGGAUUCAGAAAACAUUGAAUCCAAAUUAAAUAAUUGUGCCAACAAAAAACAAUGCUUAAUGGCAAUCUUAACAAGCGUAUUAGAGAAAUUAUACAAAUAUCAAGAUGAAGAUGAAAUUAUAGAAGAAGAACAAGCAGCAACUGGAUCAAACUCAACAAAAUCCCCUCCAGCAACAGAUUUCACAGAAAAGUCUUUAAAUAAACUGUACAGUCAGCUAAUUGAAAUAUUAUCUUAUGCAGUGAAGCAACAAUAUUAUGUCAAUAUCAAGGAAAGGGAUAUGUCUUUCAUGACCCGACAAAUUCAAUUACAAUUCAGCCAAACUUUAACUACGUUGCUAACCAGUUUAUAUAAAUAUUCGCCUGGGAAAGUUUACGAUUCUUCUAUGCUUUUUUCCAAUAUUUUUUGUGAAGAAAAAUUGCCUGAUAUUGAGUUGGAUUCAAACAAAAAGAAGAUCUCAAAGAUAAAAAAAAAUUAUCAAUAUACAGAGUUAAAACAUUUGUGUGCAGUCUCAUUGAUAUCGAUAAUUGAAUGCUAUGGGGAAGAAUUAUCUUCUCUAAUACCCUUGAUUUUAAAUGGUAUAUUUAAAAACUUGAAAAAAAUGGAUGAAAAAAUUAAAUAUUUUCAUUGUCCUUAUGCUAUUGAUCUAAUGAAAUUACUAAGGGCUAUUAUUCACAAUUGUGACUCUAAUUUUAUUAAACCAGAUUUUAUAAGAAGCUUCCACAAGAUUUAUAAGGAUUGUUUGGUUGGUGUUAACACCGAUCGUUAUCCAAUUGAAUUUGUUUCCACUGCAAUAGACUUGGCACAUAUAGUUCAUUAUGGGCAUACUGCAAAACAUGGACAUUUAGUGGAGGAAUUAUUCGUUGAUUUGAUGACUGAUAUUGAUGUCGGCUUCAAGACUUGUGCCGAAACAAGAUUGAAGACUGCUAAAAUGGUAUCAUAUGUAUUAUUUCAUUAUAAAAAUAUUGGUAGUCUAAGAGUCACCGAGGUUUUGGCUUUUUACUCUAAAUAUUUCACCAAUUUUAGCUCCAGAGAAAUUAAAAUCGGGUGUAUCGAGUCAAUAGUUCAAUUUUUUAUGCUAAAUUUAGUUGCAGAUCCCAAUUUUUUGAAAGAGGUAAACUAUUUAAAGUACUUGAAUUUUUUGAAUACAAGUGUUUUUGGCCAUUUAAAUAUAUCAACACAAAAACUAGAUUUAACUAGCAGAUACUUGGAUUAUUUUGAUCAUUUAAAUUCCUUGAUACUUCCGUACAUUUCUGAAUCAUCCAAAAAGCUAAUCAUUGCUCAAAUUUUUGAAAAAAAACUACUGAAGGAUACCGCCGAAAAUCUAAAUCAAACAUUAGUAUAUUUAGGUUUCACCAAAAGAUUGCUUAAAGAUCUAUCCACAUCCUUUAGUAAUGACGAUCAAUUUAUUGUUUUAUUCAGACAACAACUUUUAAAGUUGUGCAAAUCUAAAAAUUUCCAAAUUAGAAUUGAAAGUAAUGUUCUUUUAAAGGAAUUCCUCAGGAUUUUUCCGGAUUUAUUGACCGAGGUUUUGGAAUCCUCAUUAACUGUACUUGAUUCCAAUUUUUCAGCUGUAGAUAACUUUGAUUUUGCAACAAAUCAUGGUUAUUCCAUGCUCAUUGCUAACUUUAUGGAAAUAGCUGAUAAAGAUUAUGUUUCAAGUGAUUUGGUUAUGAAAAUCACUUUGUUUGCAACCUCUUAUUUAAAAAAGGGCACCCUGUCAAUUGGUACAACCAGUUAUUAUAAAGAACUAAUUACGUGGAUCAUUUUAACUGGAUUAAUGAAUUAUAAGGAUAAAAACUUUUUGAAAAUGCAAAAAUCGCAAUUAUUUUUGUUUUGGAAAAAUGUACUAACUAAUUCGACUACGUAUAAUAACGAAGAUGAGCUAUACAAAAUUCUAGAAAUCAGGAAUCAUGCAUUGACAUGUUUAUUGGCUUAUUUGAAUAACGAAGAUUUGGUGGAUAAAGAAACUGCAAGGGAGGUUUCUCAAUUAUUAAGUAAAUGUUCCUCCUUUAACAACCAAUUGACAAUCAAAUCCAAAACAAUUGACAACGCUUUGUUGUACAAUGAACACAGAAUAUUGCAAGUUUACUUAAAAAUCAAAAAUUAUGUUAAACAUGACUUCAAUAGUGUCAUUUUGAUUUUAAUUUUAAAGAAUUUUUCAGACCCAAAUUUAUACAAAGAAAUGACAUCUUCGGUCUUGGAGUCUAUUAAGGCAUUAAAUGAAAAAAAAAAGAGGAAUGCAAAUGUAGAAGAAGCAAACUUACCUACUUUAACAAAAUUGUUGAGGUCAGAUGAUGGUUUUGCUUAUGGUCUAACAAGUUUGGUUUCCGGAAAUAAUGUUGGUAGAUUAUGUCAAAUUUCCAACGCAAAAGAAAGAAACGUUGAGGCAAUUAAGGUUGUAAAUUGGAUAAACAAUGAAUCUAAUUGGUACUAUCAAUUUGAAGAUGAUUUAUUAAGACCUUCUCCCAAUGUUUUAUCCUACGAUUAUCUUAUUUUGUUAUACAAUGGUUCAAGUCCCUACAGUUCUUUUGAAAAAUACUCUCCCAAGAUCACCACGUCUUUAAUUAAUUACUCAAUGGAUAUUUUUUCUGAAAUUUUGCCAUUUUUAAAUGAUAAAAUUCAGUUUUCUGUUUUAGAAAGUUUAAAUUCGUUUAUGGUUUCCAAAAACUCUACUCCUGAAAGGUUAAUGGCUAUUGCAUUAAACACUUGCAUUGCUUUGAAUAAUGCUUUAUUAAUAGCAUAUAAACAUAACAUUGGAUUAGAUUCUCUUGUUGGGAGACUUUUAUUGGAAAUGAUAAAAACGAUGGAUAUCAGGGAUAACGAAUUGUUGAUUAAAAUUAAUGCUGAUUCUGUUGGUUUAUUGUCAGCCCUAGUUGAUAAGAAGGCUAAAGAAAAGAACAAUGCGUUUGGUUUGGAAAAUAUUAAUAUUUGUAUAAAAAACAUUGUUGACAAUGAGGAUUGUUUUUUUAGAGUUUUUAACGGGUUAUCGUUGGCAUCCAUUUACAAGUAUAAUCCGCAGUUUUACUUUUUCAAUUCAAUAGUUGAAAUUCUAAAGCAGCUAUCUUCUGAUCCACAUCCAGUUGUUCAUACAUGGUCCCUAGAUGCUUUAGCGUUGUUAUUAACUAACCACACAGUGGUCGAUGCCACUGUAUUGUCGGAUAUUGCGAUUCAUUUGGAAACAUUACUGUUGGAUGAUAAGUAUGGUAGUUACACAGAUACAACCUGGAAAUGUGACUACUAUCUAAAGUACAAUUCCAAUUUAACUAUUUUAUAUACUACUAAAGUGUUGUCAGACAUAGCAGGACCUGGUAUUUUGGAUUUAAGUAGAGCUGGGUUGACUUCUUUUAAGAAUUGUACUUAUGCCUCGUUGAAUGAUUUUAAUGUUUAUAAAAAGCUAAUUUCGUUGGAUAUUUUCAAGAACAUGUUCACCUUCAAGAUGGAUGGUGUUUUCCCAUUGUCGAUGAUUUCCAAAUUGGCAAAAUGGUUAUUAAAUUCUUCCGUUUUUAUCGGUUGUGGAACAAACGAAACUAGCAAUUUUAUGAUUGACUCAACAAAGCAAUUUUUCCCGAUUACAACAUGUACAAUUGUGAUUGGUUGUAUUUACGAUUUUUACGAGCAAUUAAUUAGAUUAGAUAAGUUUAGUUUGAUGUUUAAAGAAGUUGAAUAUAUGACUUGGGUUUUAUUAUCAUGGAAACCAAACAAUGAAAGUGUUUUAGUUGUGGUAAAUGAUUGGAUUUCAAGAACAUAUGAGAACGAUUUAUCUUGGUUUGAGAAAUUAUAUCAACUAAUAAAUACAUCUGAAAACAAAAUUUUGUCACGAUUAUAUAGAAGAUAUGACAAAUUAUUAAAAGACAAAAAUAUCAAAAUCAUUGUUGAAAGAGACACAAAAGUGGAAGAAGAAAAAUCUAUAUCUGAAGGACAGAAUCAUGAAAAUAGGGUAGACAUUAAAGCAGUUGAGGAUAAUGAUGGUAAUAAUAAUGGUAAUAAUAUUAAUGGUAAUAAUAUUAAUAGUAAUAAUAAUAGUAAUAAUGGUAAUAAUAAUAGUAAUAACAGUAUAGCUAUUAAUGCAUCUGACAAUGAUACUUCUAAAGAUUUUAUUGGCUGGAGAUUCAAAUACAAGCUUUUAAUUCUGUUAAAUAACUUGGUACAUUUUUCCCAGGAUUCAUCAAGAUAUCAUCUAUUUUUAUUUUCAAGGUUGGAUAAAGUUGUGCAAAUAGCCUUUUUGGCAUCUGCAAUGAAUGUUACGGAGGUUAGAGAGUUGGGCAUAGAUAUUUUAGGUUUUAUUUUGAGCGAAUUCAAAAAGGAAAAGGACGAGAGCAAUCCGCAUAUAUCAUGUCUUUUACAACACCAGGCCCAAAUUACAAGUGCGAUAAUGCCGGCUUUUAGUAGAAAUACACCAAUAAGUGUAAUUAUGCCAGCAUUGGAGGUUCUAUCCCAGUUUAUUUACUCUGAGGUUGCUCCAUUACCCAGCUUAGAAAAAUUGACGAAUGUUUUGGUUAAUUGCUUGGUUGAAUUAUCUCUUAAAUCCAAUGAUUCUAUUAAAAUUGUUGACGUCAGUGUUAAAACAGAAUCUUCCAGAAAAAAAUUAAGACUAGUUAUUUUGGAUGCAUGGGCACAACUAAAAAUAAAUGGCAAUGAAGAAGUUCAAAAAUUUGUUGAUCAAUAUUUGUCUGGGUUGAUUCCGUUAUGGAUUAUAGCUCUUCGUGAGUAUGCUAUGGAAAAAUACAGUUUUGUUUCAGAAAAAAACAGCUAUAUGAUUACUCUUCCAGACACCUGGUUAAAUUUAGUUGAUGCAAUUGGAUGUGUGGCUGAAAAUAAUUAUGAUCUGUUGUGUAGUUGCUUAAGCAUGUCAGAUCUUCAAAGUUUCAUGUUUGUUUUGUAUGCGGAAUGCAUGGAAUCCUUAAUGAAAAAUUUUGAAAAUCCCUUAAAGAAGACUAAAGUGUUACAAGCAUUGCACAAAAUAUUACAAUGUCAUGUCCUAUCAGGUCCCUUUUUUGAAGACGAUAUCCAUCAUGAGUGUGUAAAUAUUUUGGAAAGGUUGGUUUUAACAGGUUCUAAAACUGAUAAAAUGCAAGUUGUUGAGAUUAUAACCGACUUGUCAAAAGCAUUUAUUGCCGAAUUUUCCGCAAGUGAGAGUGCAUUUUUGAGCGGGGUUGAUAAUUUAUACGAACUUUUCAGAAUUUUAUUUUUGAUCGUAUCCAAUAUCUUGCCCUUUAUCAAGGAGGAAAGCAAUUUGAAUUCCGAAAUCGAAUUGAACGAUUUUGACUUUGCAUUGACGAAGAAAAUUUUUGGAUUAUUAGCGGAUUUAUCAGCGAGCUUACCAGCUGAGUUUAGGCUGGAUUUAUUUUCAUGUUUAUUGUUUAUUGCCACAAAGAUCAUAGCAAACAGUACUGAAGCUUAUGAUUAUGUGGCUAUAGUUUUACCAAUGAUGAAAACCAUUUUCCAAAAAAAUGAAAACAAGGAUUUAGUGGGCAAUUUUUAUAAUGCAAUUAAGUUUAAUAUUUUUAAUGAUUUACCCUUGGAAAGUGGAGUGGUCACGUUUAUGAUAUUUGUUUCCAAUAAUUUUGCAGAGUUUACCGAGAAAGAUCUGGAUUGGUUUUGUAAUAAAGUAUUAAGUUUGCUAAACGAAAAUGAAGUGAUCGCAAUGCAAAUUAUCAAAUCUUUAAGUAAUAAUGAUUACUAUGCGGGUGAUCUGAUAUUAAAAAAUAUUAUUAACAAGGGAUUGUUGGAUAAUAAUGUAGCUGCAGACAUCACUGCAAGUACUCUUUGUGAAUUGAUGUAUAUUUUUGUCGAAUCACGUGCAAAGAUUAAUUUUGAUUCUGCAAUAUUAUUGGGCUUACUUUACUUUGAUAAGCUGUGCGAAACUCAUUCUGAGAUGGGUGCCAUAGUAAGGCCGUGGUUAACAAAAAUGGCUUCUUUGGAUAUAUCACGAUUUCAAGAGGUUGUCAAAAAUAAAUUGCCUCCAGAAGUACGGGAAAGAAUGAAACAGAUAAUUAAAGAUGGUAUAAGUAAGCCAGAUGAAGAUGAAAAGGACAAAAUUCAAUUAAAAUCGUUUACAUGA